AUGACUAAAAAAUCCGAGAAGUAUUAUUUGCUCCCAGAUGAAGAUGAGCCAUAUCGGACAUGUAAGAGCAAAAAUUUCAUUGCCAAAGUUAUGUUCUUAGUUGCUCAAACUCGACCACGAUUUGACUCAGAAGAAAAUGAAACUUUUUCGGGUAAAAUUGGUGUUUUUCCGUUUGUUACCCAUGAACCGGCUAUAAGGUCAAGUAUUAACAGAGUUGCGGGAACAAUGGUAACAAAAGCAAUAACUACGGUAAAUAGAGAUGUGGUAAGAUCAUUCCUUAUUGACAAAGUUCUACCCGCUAUAAGAGAAAAAUGGCCAAGAGAUGAAUUUGAGUCAACAAUAUUUAUCCAGCAGGAUAACGCAAGGACGCAUAUAAACCAUGAUGAUCCUUUAUUCCGUGAAGCUGCCACCAAGGAUGGGUUUGAUAUUCGUUUAAUGUGUCAGCCUGCAAACUCUCCAGAUUUGAAUAUCUUAGACCUUGGUUUUUUCUCGGCUAUACAAUCAUUGCAAUACAAGGAAGCACCGAAAACUAUUGAUGAACUUAUCAGUGCAGUGGUGAAGUCAUUUGAAAAUUUUCCUUCAAUUAAGUCCAAUCGUAUAUUUGUAUCAUUGCAACUAUGCAUGAUAGAGAUCAUGAAAGAGAAAGGUUCCAAUAAAUAUAAAAUUCCUCAUGUAAAUAAGGAAAGGCUUGAAAGAGUAAGACAACUACCAAUUCAAAUUAAGUGUGAUCCAAUAUUAGUACAAGAAGUCAAAAAUUACUUAAACAUGGAGUAA
Messenger RNA from Lathyrus oleraceus (garden pea), 774 nucleotides. RefSeq lists its product as uncharacterized. Lineage: Eukaryota; Viridiplantae; Streptophyta; Magnoliopsida; Fabales; Fabaceae. The transcript has a single exon. The record is from RefSeq and is a predicted model, not a curated record. Bases 1 to 774 code for a protein of 257 amino acids. Gene Ontology annotation, molecular function: nucleic acid binding.